Messenger RNA from Staurois parvus, 531 nucleotides. NCBI's taxonomy places the organism in Eukaryota, Metazoa, Chordata, Amphibia, Anura, Ranidae. The record is from the annotation of a GenBank genome assembly.
AUGCAAGUGCCGGUUCUCGGCUGCACUUUCCUCACGCUGUCAGAUCAUGAGGAAAGUACUGCCGAGAACCGGCAGUUGUCAGAGCGGGGAUCGGCACCGAUCAUGAGGGCACUGAUGAUCAGUGCCCUGAUGAUCGGUGCCCAGCAGUGCCACCCGCAAGUUCGGCCCACCUGUGCCCAGCAAUCACCCACCUGUGCCCAGCAGUGCACCCACCUGUGCCCAGCAGUGCACCCACCUGUGCCACUCUGCAGUGUCACACACCUGUGCCCAGAAGUGCCACCUACCUGUGCCCAGCAGUGCCACCCACCUGUGCCCACCAGUGCCACCCACCUGUGCCCACCCACCAGUGCUGCCCACCAGUGCCACCCACCAGUGCAGCCCAGCAGUGCUGCCAGUCAGUGCCACCAGUCAGUGCCCAGCAGUGAUGCCAGUCAGUGCCGUCUAUCAGUACCCAUCAUCAGUGUCACCUAUCAGUGCCGCCUAUCAGUGGUGCAUAUUAGUGCCGCCUAUCCGUGCCACCUCAUUAGUACU